AUGGAGGCUGAGGGGCCACCCCCGGGCAGGAGGUGCUUUCAGGAGGCCCUGGAGAAGCUUUUCCCUCGCCUCUGCUUCCUCUGCUCCCUGGUGACCUAUGCGCUGCUGGGUGCUGCCCUCUUCUCGGCCAUCGAGGGUGGCCAGAAAUUGGGGCCAAACGACCCAGAUUUUGAGGAGUUCUUGGAGGAGCUCUGUGGCAUCUUGAAAUGCAACAGAACAGUUGAAGAAGGCAGGAAACAGGACCUCGGGACGCUGCUGCAGAAGGUGAAGCCCCACUGGGUUAGCAGUUUUUCAGACUGGUCCUUCCUGAGCUCGCUCUUUUUCUGCUGCACGGUGAUCAGCACGGUGGGUUACGGCCACAUCUAUCCUGUCACCAGGCUCGGCAAAUACUUGUGCAUGCUCUACGCCCUCUUCGGCAUCCCCCUGAUGUUCCUAGUCCUCACGGACAUGGGUGACAUCCUGGCCACCAUCCUGUCCACGUCUUACAAUCGGUUCCAAAAGCUGCCAUUGUUCCCGCCUCACCUCCGUGAGUGGUGCUGUCGCUUGCUCUGCAGAAGGCCGGCCACCAAGCCCGUGGCCAAAGCUGUCCCGAGGAUCGUCAUAGAUGCCCAAGAGCUUCCGGACGUCAAACCCGGCAGGUGUCCCUCGGCCCCGGGUGGCAACGCGGAUCUGUUCGAGAGACUCCUUGCACGGGAGAAGCAGAACACGCUGCAACCGCCCCCGCAGGCCGUGCAGAGGAGUAACUCGUGUCCCGAGCUCGUGUCGGGGGGACUCUCCUACUCGAUCAUCAGCAACCUGGACGAGGUGGGACGGCAGGUGGAGAAGCUGGACGUCCCCCUCCCGGUCAUCACCCUCCUUGUGUUCGCCUACAUUUCCUGUGCAGCGGCCAUCCUCCCCAUGUGGGAGACGCAGCUGAACUUCGAGAACGCCUUCUAUUUCUGCUUUGUCACACUGACCACCAUUGGGUUCGGGGAUACCGUUCUCAAACACCCCCACUUCUUCUUGUUCUUCUCCAUUUACAUCAUCAUUGGGAUGGAGAUCGUGUGCAUCGCUUUCAAGCUGGUGCAGAACAGGCUGCUUCACCUCUACAAAAAUCUCAUGCUGUUCUUUGCAAAAGGGCUAUUUUACCACCCUGUUAAAAAGUGAAAUCUCCACCCUCUCCUGAGUGGCAGAUGCCAGCUGAGCUGGUUUCCUCGCCUCGCCUUUUGGGGGCCAGGGUCGUUGGAACUGGUGACCCCGCCACCUGUCACCUGAGACCUUGGGGCUUAGAGAUAAAUCCUGCAUGAAGGCUAAUUUGGGUCUCGAGGCCCUGCAGAAACGUGGCCAAUGCCUUUCGUAUCAAGACAUGAGACAAAAACUUUCACCAUCCUCCAAAGCCCCAUUAGUUGCCCUGUCUUCAUUUUUGAAAAGCCCCACCUUAUGUGGAUGAAGCCACCCUAUGGAUGUCACAGCUUUUCUUGAGUUACGAGAAAAAAAAUUACCUUUGCUUUUGCGAUGUGCAGUUGCAGCUGGAUUAAAAUCUUCCCGAGAGGCUCCCUGUUCACCCCAGAUGAAGCAGAGCUAGUCUGAACAACCUCUUUUCUUGAAUGACUUCAUGAACUUCUGCAAGGUUGGCCCAGGCCCAGGCCACGCUAAACACACGGAGGCCACGGUGGGAUUGUCACCUGUGUUCACAGGGGCCUGGGGCAUCUCGACCCCCGAUUCUGUGUAGACCAGUGUUCUCGCUAAAGUGGCUCAGGACUGGCACCUCCCGAAUGAGUAGGCAUGUGCAAAUGUUGAUGCCUGGGUAGGUGGUGGGUACGGGAAAGGGUUGGCGCUCAGUGGGGGGAUGUGCUCCUCAGCCGUUUCUGACCGAGUUGGCACGUGAAUGAGCUGGUCUGUGUGGCGGAUGCUGUCCAUGCCCCACUCCCAGGCCCUGGGACUCCAGCUUGCCUUGCCCGAGGACUGUCCUCUGUCACUAAAGCAUGGGCAUGUGCAGAGCAGGCUAGAAGUGCCAAGGGUUUAGCGCUCCUGGGAGCACCCUUCCUAUCAACAACUGACAGGACGAAGUAGAUGGAUGGUGCCCAACUGCUGGCCCCUCCCAUGGGCUGACUCUGGAUCAUGUUCAGCACUGUCUCCCCGAGGUCUCCAGUGGAAGAGAGCCUCAGUUGCUCAUCAGCAUCCCCUGUCUUGGCCUCCUUCAUCUUGGUCUCAUUUCCCCAUUUCUCUUGAGAUCACCCCCAAAUGACCCACUAGCACACAAAUCCUUGUCUCAGAGUCACUCCUAGGAACCCCAGCCGGGGAGAGGAUGUAACAAGUCAG
This is a messenger RNA of Canis lupus familiaris (dog), 2301 nucleotides long. RefSeq names its product potassium two pore domain channel subfamily K member 18 (gene KCNK18). Gene Ontology annotation, cellular component: membrane. The record is from RefSeq and is a predicted model, not a curated record. Gene Ontology annotation, biological process: stabilization of membrane potential; potassium ion transmembrane transport. The transcript has 3 exons. Gene Ontology annotation, molecular function: potassium ion leak channel activity. Lineage: Eukaryota; Metazoa; Chordata; Mammalia; Carnivora; Canidae. Bases 1 to 1146 code for a protein of 381 amino acids.